CAGAGUGGCGUUAUUUUAUUGUCCCUUCGGAUUCUCAGCGUCAGAAUGAAUCGGCAUCAAGUCCUCACAGGGGCAUGUAACUAUGGGGAUCAGUGUUUUGCUGUUGGUAGCGUCGAAGGUGUCCAUUUUACCGCUUAUGCAACGGGCUGUGAUAUAGUGAUAUUGGCCAAUGACUUUCAGCGGGUACAGAUUAUUCCAGGCGUGACCCACGGCAAUAUCAAGGUCAGCUGUAUCGACUGUUCGACCGAUACAGGGAAGGUUGCAGCCUCCUAUCACACUAAGGUGUACAUAUUUGAGCCUACUCCACUGAUUCAUCAUGACAGUUCACAUAAACUUGACUAUAAGUGGUUCAGGACUGCAGUGAUUACGACUGACAGCUUUGUCAACUGCUUGAGUUGGAACCUUGAUGGUUCUAAACUGCUGACAGGAGGGGACCAGAUCCAGCUAUGGGAGCACUCACUCACCACUGUACAGCCAGAGGCUCAGGGUCCCAUACGCUUCCACGUGGGGGAGACAGUGCCUGAGGAUGAGGUGUUGGAGUCCCACAGUGCCCCCGUGUCACCCCCACCCUCUGAUGAGGACAAGGGCAAUGUCAUGGGGGGCUGGGGAGUGGCCUGGUCAUGCCGACCAGCAACACCUGUGUUCCAUCUUAAGUUUUCCCCAGAUGGCCUGCUCUUUGCCUCUGCAGGACAGGCUGACAGACUGGUUAAAAUCUGGUAUGAAAAUAGAAAAUUACAGCUGACCGAGUCUGUCAUCAGACAGGAGAGCUUUCUUAGUCCCCGGACCAAUGAGUACAACUUCUCGUUUGUGUACAUCUCCCACCCCAGGGCUGUGACAGGCUUUGACUGGAGGCAGACCAGCAAAUACAUGCCCAGAGGUGCUCUUGCCAACAUGUUGGUGACAUCCUGUAAGGAUAACAUUUGUCGUAUUUGGAGCGAAACGAUCCUUCCUGAUGACGGGCUGGUGAAUUUAGAACAGCUUGACCCCAGCUUUGUCCAUGACCCCAAAUUUCACACUCAUCGUCACAAAAAACGCUUCAUGCAUCGCUUACGUCACAUCAGACAUUCAAUUCACAAGCGAAAGAAACAAACACGAGUGGGCCCUCCCAAUGUGAUGAGCCUGCCCAGCAUUACAAGCUCUGCCUCUAUCCACGACUUCCACAAGUUUGGCUUUCACCAGAGUGGCCUGGCACCUUCCUUUCACUUCCAUCUCGCUGCUAGCAUCAACCCAGAGACAGACAUUCCUCUGCUGCCUACUGUUGGGGGUCGAGGGCACAUAGUGGAGACAGAUUUCCGUCUUCACUGGCUGAACAACAAAGAGCUUCAGUUUUCCAUGGAGGCUGAGACAAUUCUGCAGGAAUUACACAGGAAAUCAAUCCUGGAGGAGGGUCCAGAGGUUGAGGGUCAGGCUGGGGAGGAGGUCGAGAGCCCCAUGGAUGAUACCCACUCUGAUGACCUCGUGAACUUUGGGGACGGAGCAGAUGGGAAGAGUGAGCAAGAUGAACACACAGAGUCAGAACCAGAACCAGUAACUAAAAGAAAAAGACCAAAGCUGUUUAAAAGAUCAUCAAGGUCACAGAGUUCAAGGAGUUCAGACAGUCGAGCAUCAGAAAUGAACCGGUCGCUUUCCAACCCGGAGUUUUCAACAGAUGAGCAGGACCCAGACAUAGGAGCCACAGCGGCUGCUGAGGGUGUUGGAGUGGAUGAAUUGGACAGGAAGAUUGAGGGGUUGUUACGGGACUGGCACCAGUGUCCUGACAUGCUCUACAGUAUACACCCAGUGGACGGAAGCUUUCUCGUGUGGCUUGUUGAUUGGCUGGAUGAGUUCACACCAUUCUGUUUCCGUCAAGCUCAGGUGAGCUUUUCCUCGCGCAUUCCGCAUGCAUUUCCUGUUCCUGACUCACGUAGCAUGGCAGCCAACCUGAUGAUGUAUUGUAACUACAGCAAAAUGGACAUCAAGUCAGCCAUGAAAAUGAGUGAAAGUCGCAGUAUUUUAGACUACAACAAACUUAACGCCAUUCCGACCAUGUCAAAGUAUUCGCUACAUAAUACCAACAUGUUAAUACCACACGUAUCUAUAGUGUCAAAACAUGUGAAUGGGACAUUGAACCAGUGGCAAAUUAGCUUUGCGGAGAACUCGAAAUUUGCAACAGUACUAAGUGUAGCGCACGUGGCGCGUGCUUGUGGUCACCGUUUCCGCACGAACACGGCAGCGUGUCAUCCUGUGUUACCUCUACUGCUUACCACCUCCCAUCAUAACAUUCCCGAAUACGACGAUGGAACUGAGACUCCAGUGGAAAAAGCCAAGGGUCGGGAGAGUGACCUUAUAGGUGGUUUUAACUUCUGUAGUGAAUUGAUUCUGUGGCGAGUGGACCCUGUAGGCCCGCUCUCCAAGUCUGGGGGCAUUGUGGAACUGGCCCGCAUCAACUCUCCCAACAUCUCAGCAUUUUCUAACGUAGCCUGGAUACCAACAUUACUACCCAGCACCACACUAGGCUCAUAUAGCAAUUCCCCGAGUGCAUUAUUUGUGGCGUCUGAUGGUGUCAGCUUACGGAUGUACCAGGCAGUCAUUGAUGCUAGGACACUACUGAUGGAGAUUGGGCCUCACAACAAGGAUUUGCCACAUAUGUUGAGCAUGUCCAGCAGUUACAGUAGCUCUGGUUACUCUGACACUCCACCCACCCCGGUAGCCCCCUCUGAUAUCUUCCGCAUCAUCAGCCUUCAGUCCACGUCACGGCCAGGCUGUAUCAUGGAACUAGAUGCCCUCUCCGAGGCGUGUCAGGACUGGCAACAGACACAGUUGCUUCAUGUGUUUCAAGAACAGCUGAUAGUGGGUCGCCAUAGCAACAAAACAAACCACACCCAACCUCCCUCCCUGGAGCCAAUGGUUGAUCUUCACAACAUGGCAUCGUUUGAUGAGCAGUUCUACCUGGUGGUGCUGGAGGGCUUGACAGAGGGAGGAUCUAUGUUACACAUGUGGAAGAUCAUCAUCUCUUCCCAGCCUACGCACACUGACGCGAAGGACCCGAUGGCUGGCUAUGUACCAGAUGCCACGCUCAUCCAGGAGGAUUACGACUCUAGCCCAUCUUCCCGCAGCAACACCCCAGACCUCCCCCAGCCAGAGCUGGGCCACACCCGCCAAGUCAGCUGUGUCAAGCUCUGCCUCACCACCACCAAGGUGAGCUCCCAGAAGCUGCCAUUAUAUCCAGGUGUCAGUGUCGUCUACGCUACAGUUGCCGCUGGUCACCUUAGCUCCUCCUCAAUCUACCCUGCGUGCUACGCCCCAUACCUGCUAUCCACAGCCUGCUCUGAUGGCAAGGUGCGCUUCUGGCGCUGUGAUGUGCUUGGACGCGAAGUGUCUCAGGUGAACAUGGAGGUGGGGCCAGAUGACCUGUCAGUCAUGUCGUCGUCGUAUAACUAUGAGAUGACGAUAUCUGAUGUGAGUGGAGAGAGGCCAAGUUUGACCCACUUCACCCAGUCUCUGGUGCUGGACAAGACAUAUGAGUGGAAGGAGUGGGACAUGGUCAUUCCCAGAGAGGAAUCCAGCACUAUACGUGUGCAAGGACGGCCCAUCUGUGUAAGUUGUGCAUACAGCGGGCGUGUGGCGGUGGCUUACCGCUACGGGAACAUUCGGGCCAUGGCUGACAACCCUGACAAUAAGUUUGUGAAUCUGUGUGUGGCUAUCUAUGAGUGUGAGUCUACAGGUGGCUCAGAGUGGACAUUAGAAGAUACCAUAGAGCUAAAGAACAUCAGUAUCCCUGACCCAGGGGCAGAAAUUGACCUCAGCAUGAUCACCCCAACGGAGCCGGAACGACCACCCCCAACUGACAACCGGCUGAGCUUCACGCCAAAAGUCUCCCGAACAAAGUCCAUUCCCAGUCUGAGCACGAUCCAGAGUGUACGGCGCUCCAUCAAUGAGCAGGGCAACAAAACAGGGGCAUUAGUUCAAAAACACCUGGUACAGUUAGACUGGGUGUCCACGGAGGACGGCUCCCAUGUCCUCACAGUGGGCGUCGGCUCCAAGAUUAUCAUGUAUUCUCAGGUGUCCAACGAAAUUGCUCAAGUGUGUCACAGAGAGGGGCGGAGCACAGCAGUUGAUGGAGGCGGGGCCAGCCGACCCCCGCAGGCUCGCGGCCGCCCAAUGCUGCAAAAGUCCAAGACCAUGGUGGUGGAAGACACACCUGAGGAGAUCCGUUGGAUGAAGUUGAGGACGAUUGACCUGGGGACAGCAGAUGGCCUUCCCUCUCUGCCCAUGCACAUGUCUUGGGUCAGGUCAGGCAUCCUGGUGGUGGGCAUGGAUAAUGAGAUGCACGUCUAUUCCCAGUGGAAAAGCCCUGACGUCUUGCUAGAGGCCAUGAGCUCAGAGAGUAGCACGGGGCUGCAGGACAGAAGAAACCUGACUGAUCACAGCCUGUCUUCUCUGGUGAAUGGGCCAGUUCCCUCAGCACCUCUGAACUCUUUCAAGCAGCCCACAACCUUCAAGACAUCGCAGUCCAUGCCAGGUCUAAAGUAUGCUGCCAUGAUGUCUGUAGGAGGAAAGAAAAAAGACCUGUCUUCCCGGAAAGGGACACUGGCAAAAAGUGAGAGCACGACAAGUCUGUCAUUGAUCAGUGAGUCGGGACUGUUUGAGGCAGCUCACAGGGCUAAUCCUGUCCUACCACAGUACCAUCCCAAACAGCUCAUGGAGUUACUGAACUUUGGCAAGGUCAAGAGAGUAAAAGCUAUUCUAGCCCACCUUGUGCGGUGUAUUGCAGGGAAUGACGCCUAUCAGACAACUUAUCAUGACGAACUUGAUUCGCAGGAAUCGCGCAGCCGUGCGCUUCACCGGCAGCGCACCAUGUCAGUGUCAGGAACCACCGCUCCAGAGUUAGCGGGUGACUUUGAACCUGCGCUGGAUUACGUGGAGAUUUCCUCCAUUCCUCCACUGCCUAUUCACGCUCUUCUCGCGGCAGACAGUGACACGGCCUACAAGGCAGAGUUAAGUCCGUCGGGCAGGCAGAAAUCCACCCAGCAGGACUACAGCGACUUGUUUGCCACAAACUUUCAGGAUGAUGACAUGGAUGACCCGUUCUCAGACGACAGCUCUGUGUAUGACCCCAGCACUCCUGUCAGGGGCAGGCAGUUAUCAGGUAGUGGUGGCUGGGACAUGAACUAUUUUGGGCCUGCUCAGGGGAGAUUACUGGCCAAACAUCUGACUUACACUCACUUGCCAGGACUGUCCAGCCUUGACCAGAUGUACUUAUUAGCCCUGGGUGACACAGUGGCCAACACAAAAACAGAUUUUAAUGACAGAUUUGCCAUGGAAACUGCCAAAGCCCAUGUGCUAACCGAACAGUCAACCCAAACAGCAGAAUCCAUGGAUGACUGUGGCUUACGCUUCAUGUUGGCCAUGAGACAUCACAUCUACCUAGUGAGGACCUUACCCCCCAGACAGAGGGUGAUGCUAAGACAGCAGGGCCUCAAGAUGUUCAACAUUGUCUGGGCUUUCCACUCCGAGGCCACAGAGGAAUUACUAGCCCUUAUUCCGAGCAUGCAGAAAGGGGCACCAACAUGGGAGGAGCUUAGACAGUUUGGAGCGGGUUGGUGGGUGUACAACAUCAACAUUCUCAAAACCACCAUAGAAAAGGUGGCCAAGGCAGCAUUUCAAGCUAACAGUGACCCCCUCGAUGCAGCAGUCUUUUACCUAGCCCUGAAGAAAAAGAAUGUGUUAUGGGGACUUUUUAGAUCUGUCAGUGACAAACGUAUGUCAGACUUUUUCCGGAACAAUUUCCAAGAGGAUCGGUGGAGAAAAGCUGCGUUGAAGAAUGCCUUUGCUCUUCUGGGACGCCAGCGGUUCAUGCAUGCGGCGGCAUUCUUCCUGCUGGCUGGAGCGCUGCAUGACGCUGUGGAGGUUUGUACAGAGAAACUGAAGGAUGUCCAGCUGGCUUUGGUGAUCUGUCGUCUCCAUGACAACGAUGACCCUUUACCAAAUAGUGUGAAGACGAUUCUGUACGAGAAGGUGUUGGGUUGUGACAGCAAUGGCCAAAACUACAACCCAUGUCGAGCCCAUCCUGACCCAUUCCUCCGCAGCAUGGGACUGUGGCUUCUGAAGGACUACACCAGUGCUCUGAACACACUCCUACAAACAGGGAUCGGACAGAGCCACCUUGUGGAGGAUGAGGACAUUGACACAGUGUCGACAAGCCCAAAUGUGUUCAACUUUUAUAAUUACCUGAGGACCCAUCCUCUUUUGGUGAGACAGAGGCUAGCCACGAUGGCUCAGGAAAGAAAGAAGGUCCUGGUGAUCCUCUCUGGCUUCUCGCACGCUGACGCCAAUCAACAGGCCGACAAGGGAGUUAACCACAUUGAUAAGAUCACACCCCUGGAGAGACGCCUCUUCUUCCAGACUGCCCACAUGCACUUCAAGGCUGGGUGCCCUGCACUGGCCCUGGAGGUGCUCUCUAAACUACCCUCUGUCGUUGUGUCUGAGGAAGAUGAGGAUGGGGAGGUAGAUGAUAAGUCUUUUGUGGAGACAAAAGGAGAGCGCUGCAUUGAGACUGGCACCAUUAAUGAAUAUGAUGACAAACCUAUAGUGAACGGUUUCCACAAAGCCAAUGAUUUUGAUUGGAGCCAGUCAUCGUCAGCAUUGGAUUGGAGCCAACCAGUAUCCGCCACCAAUAUGGACUCCGCUUCUGCCAUUGACUGGAGCCAGCCUCUUACUUCACGCUUUGAUGGUAAACUUGACCUUGACCUCGACCUCGACCUUGGGUCUGACAAAGAUGCCAGCGAGGAGGACAACUCCAGUGACAUAACGCGUGAUACUUCCGUGAUUGUACAUCCGUCACGUAGUGUGUGUCCACAGAGAGAAGACAGCAUGGCCUCGGGUUCAGUGGGUGCGGAGGAUUUGACAGAAGACGAGGCUCGUGCAGGUGACUUUGAUAUCAUGGCUCAGCAGUAUAAGUUUAUUGCUUGUCUGAAGAUCCUAAUGGAGGAACUAACCACUCUGGCUACUGGCUUUGAAGUGGAUGGAGGUCAGUUACGCUACCAGCUGUACAUCUGGCUAGAGAGAGAGGUGGAGGCACUCAAACUGUUGUGUAACUACAGACAAGAGCUGACGGAUGAGGAGGAGACAAAAGCAGAGGUUGCCGACAAGGCACUUGAUGACAGUUUGGACAUGCAUGUAUCUGGUCACAUGCAGCGAUCUCUCAGUAUCCGUGAGACGACCCACAAGCCCACACUGCAUGAGGUCAUCAUGGCAGAAACCAUGAACUUCGAGGCUAAGUUAGAACGUAUGUCGCGACGUCGGCAGUGGCUUCAUAACAACCAGCAGCUGCUACGCACGUUGAUCAGCUACUGCAUCCUGCAGGGGUCUGGGGGUGGGGGUUUGGCGUCCAUACGCAUGGAGCUGAUUCUGCUUCUCCAGGAAUUACAGCAGGUGAAGCCUCAACAACAGCUACUGUCCCCGCUACCCUUCCCCACCACCCUGCCUCUGCUCUCGGCCAGUAUCGCUAGCUCCAAGACAGUCAUCGCUGACCCCAUCAAGCACCUGCAGGGUAUGAUUCAGGACCUGUUGCACACCAUCGUGGAGUUCACUGUGCCUCCGUGCCACCACUACAUGUCGGAGGCGGUGUUGUUGUUGCGUAACCUCAGUGUAGCGCUCUCCUCAUGUAUCUACCAGUGUCUCUGUGACAGUGACAGUUUUGUGGUCUCUAUGGCUGACCUUGAUGUGGCCAUGGAAGGAUUCACAAGUCACAGUGUGAUUUAUCAGGGGGGACACUUAAUGGCUGGAGUACGACACAAGAGAAGGACCAGUUCUACCGAGGAGAUCAUUAAUACUCCCCCGGGCAAAUGGCCAGGUGUUGGCUCGUUGAGAGUUUUACUUGCCAGGGAGAAAGACGAUGAUGCCCCCAAACUGACAGUGCUGUUAUCCGAGGCCCUGGUAGGGGUUUACAUCAGUCUCCUGAUUAACGCCAUGGCAGCGUAUGAUGCCCACAUGUUGUACCGCCUUAUCUCACACAAGUUCACAGUACAGAUGUGGGCUGCCCUGUUUGGAGGGGGAGUAAAGACUCUUCUCAAGGUGGCCAAUACGCCUUCACAUCAAAAACCUUCUGAUGAUCUUGCCAAACAGAGAAUGAAACUGAACAUGAAGAUAAUGGGCAAUGUACCAGUCAGCACACAGAAACACGAGAGUAAGAGGACUUUCAAGGAGAAAUUUGUCCCUCCAGAACUCAGCAUGGUCACCUACUUCAUGACCAAGCCUUUCCAGUCCUCCACAGAUAUGGGUGUAGAGUAUGACUCAGAGGAGACAUUAUCCUCAGAGGACAAUGAUAGUGAUUUGGGUGAUGCUGAUGAUCGCUACAGACCUCGCACAAUGUCUGUGGAAGCCGUACAGGAGCACAUAGACCCUAGCUCUUACAGCUGGUGUCUGAUACGCUUUGCCAUUAUUCAGCUAGUUCUGCACAACCUCAACACCUUCCUGCCUCUGGUGGGGAUUGAACUACAAGAUUUACCAGUGUGCUCUCCCUUGCUCCAUGCAGUGUUGAAGACUCUAGAACAAUGGCAGGAAAUGCUGAAGAGUAAACUGGACAUGUUUAAUGGUCCCCCUGAUAAUUAUAUACCUGAUAUGUACCUGGAAGGUUAUGGCAAUCAGCCAUUUGCUAAAUACAGAGCCCUUCUGGAGCCACAUAACACACCCUUUGUAAACCAGCAUGCAUCUUUACCCGUGCGGCGCCUCUGGCAUCAGCUGAUACGACAGGAGAGUUUACAGGACAUCUUUAUCAGAUACAUCUUCAAGAAAAAGAGAGCGCCGGAAGAUUCACUGGAUGCUGUGAGGGAUGGAGACUCGGACACAUCUGAACCUCCCAAAGAGCAAGACCCUGUCAAAAUCAUCCACAAAGAACAAGACAUCAUUAGUGCCUUUACAAUAAACCAGGCUAAUCCAAACUGUAUAUCCCUGUCCACUCAAAAAGAGCUGGUAGAGUUGGACAUCUCCUCAAUACUGGAUCCUCCUGCAUGGCUGGAUGAUGAUACAGAGUAUGACAUCGAACUCAUGAGAAAGCAGAGUAUCGGGGAUGAGACGAGCGACUUCCUGGUGAUCCAGGUACCCCAGGAUCGUAAACAGUCCCUCACCCCCCAAUCCCAGUUUGGCUCCCAGAUGUCCAUCUCCAGUGUGCCCCAGAGCGGCCUGCAGUACUCCCAAUCUGGCCGGGGAGCUAGUGUGGUGAAGGGCAUCAGUAGACCAGGUGUGUCAAACCCUCCAUUAACUAGCUACAUCCUAGAUAGGAGCUCACGCCUGAUCCGACUGAUAAUCAGACGUCCCGUGAUAGGUGUUCGUCGAAUCGCCUCGCAUCCUCAUUUACCACAUUACCUGACAGGCAGUGCUGAUGGCAGCGUAAGGAUGUGGGAGUGGGGACAUGGUCAGUCACUGACCACCCUCAGGCAGCCUGGAUCCUUCCCCAAGGUGACCAAAGUCCUCUACAACACCCAGGGCAACAAGUGUUGUGUGAGUGACGCAGAAGGUUCUGUGUGUCUCUGGCAGGUUGGACCAGGCAGCAACUUCAACAAACCAAUUAUGAGUUUGCCAUGUCACAACAAGACGACGAGUGACUUUGCCUUCGUUGGUUCCUCCAGCAUGUUGGUGACGGCAGGUCAUUCCUCAGAGAGUAAGAACGUCUGUCUGUGGGACACUCUACUCCCGCCCAGGAGCUGUUUGGUUCAUGCGUUCACAUGUCAUGAGCAUGGCAGUCCGGCUUUGUUGUAUGCUCCUCAGCACCAGGUGGUCAUCAGUGGAGGGAGGAAGGGAGAAAUCUGUAUUUUUGACAUCAGACAGCGACAGAUGCGACACACAUUCCAGGCUCAUGAGGGACCAAUAAAAUGCCUGGCUUUAGACCCAGAGGAAGAGUACUUUAUCACUGGAUCUGCAGAGGGAGAUAUUAAGGUCUGGGGACUGGAUAUCCAUCAACUGAUUCACUCUUUUGUUGGAGAACACAGUAAGAACACAUUUUUUAGGAAUAUGGGAUCAGCAGCUGGGGUGACCCAGAUAGCUGUGGGUCCCAAUCACCAUCUCUUCUCUUGUGGGGUGGAUGGCUCCAUGAAAUUCCGACAGAUACCUGAAAAGGACAUUGUUGUUCACCAGUGGGGUGCAUGAGAAUAACACAUGUCAAAGUCCUUUCACAAGUGGGUCAAGGUCACCAGAGUUGUAAGUUUUUGACCUUGAAUAGAUCCAAAGGUCAUAACUGCUGUCUAUUAACGAUGCCAUGUGAUUAACUAACCCAGACCUUAUUUUAAUUAGUAGUUCAAAGGCAAACCCAGAUGAAAGUUUUGCAUCCUGUACAAUGUGCAAAGAGUGUGAAAAGAAGAUGUACACUAAAAUGGGCAAUAGAGUGAUGUGGUACAAACAGUGAAUAAAUUUCAUCAAAGAAUUAUGCCAGUAAAUUCUAGUUACAUGUACUUAACAAUUUAUCUCCCAAUAGAGCUGAAACAAGUGCAUCAUCUAAAUUAUUUGAAAUUAAUAUAUUAGGAGUGGAUGUUAGAUGCAUCCUGCUAUCUUUGUGGGCUGGAGAUGCUGCCAGUUGUUGUUGUUGUUGUGAGGAUACUGCACUGUUGGUUUUGAUUUUUAUGUUUGUCUUGAUAUUUAUUGUACAGUUUAUGGCAGAGUAAAGGACGCAGUAUGACAAAGUACUGACUUGCGCUAUAGUUCACAAAGAUUCUUUGACCAUUCAAUAAGAUGUUAUUGCUUGGUCUUGGCAACCGGCAUGUUAAAAAGGUAUUUGUCAGGAAAAUCUGAUACUAUCACCUGCUCAUGACGCAUCAUGUUACCUGAAGGUGAAUAGGGUGAGGUGUAGGAUGCUGCUAAGAAAGCCGUUGGAUAAAUGACUGAAGAACGAUUGUAAUGUGGAAAUCAAGAUUAAUAAAACACUAUCAUCGGGUGUGAAUAAUUGAUCCAGGCAUAAUUGAAUGUACAUUCUAUGAAAAGUUUGGUACGUUAUCAUUUAUUGAUAUAAAUAUACGUUUUAAAUAUACCAAAAUAAAUGUCACUGAUCCAUGACAUACAUUUAUGAAGGAUUUAAUUUCAGUGCCUGUUAAAUACAAGCACAUUUAGGAAAAAGGAAAAAUAAGUGCAUAGGGCAUUUCAGGUCAGGGUUUGCUGAGCAGUUCUUGAACUCAACUUGAUAAAAAAAAAGUCCUUGGUAAUUUGGUUGACUGUUACUCUGUUGAUACAAGUCAUUACCUGUGAUAUGAAACCUUGUUGUUUUGUUCGCACAACAGGUGGUAUUCACACUGUGCGAUGUUUUUGGUUGUGAUAUUUAGUUGAGCUUUGUCUAUAAAUUGCAGUUGUGCAUGUAGAUAAGCAUUAAAAUAAAGCUGUUAUGUGACUGUGCUGUAGCUGAAGUUGUUGGUUUGUUUAUGUAUACACAUAAGUAUUCACACCAACUAAAUAUAUUCAAGAUGGCUGCUUCUAGUGACCUUUAGCUUAGCACAGAUAUGGGAAUUUUUAACACAACCAACCAGGUAACCUGUUACAGUGGUCCGUGUGCCACAUAGGCGUACCUCUCUCUGCAUAAGUGUUGCCUUUGAAAAAAUGUAGGUUAAAGAUGUAAAUUUCUGUUGGUUCCAGUUAUCAUUCUACCUAAAGCAUUACUUCUGAUAGAUUGACCAGUUAAUGCAUAAAGCUUUGACAUUGUCCAUGAUGUUAAUUCCACAGAAGACUGGUUUCUGAUAUUCCCCGAAAGCAAAUUUCAAUUUGAAAUCAACAUUAAUUGAAUUUUGACAAAAAACAAUCUCUACUCUGGUAAGAUUGUUACAAUUGUUACACAUGUACACAUCAAAGGUAGAUAUAUGUGUAUAGCAGUGUCACCUUGAUGCAGCUGUAAACUAGUCAGGCAGUCAACACCUUGUGUUUACCACUGUCAUAAAUGCACAACUUACUUGUGAACUUCAUUAUUUUCAUUUUGUAUAUAAUUACCAACUAUGUUUGUGAUUGUUUAUGUUAUAGAAUACUGUUUCAUGAAAGCUGAAAGUGUGGAUACAGGCAUUAGUUAAUGAUAUUUAUACAUUAUGUCAUAUUAUAUCACAUGUGUAUGUACAUGUAUGUAUGUAUGUAUGUAAAUAUAGAAAUGUAAAAUAAAUCUUGUCAUAGAUAGACCAUUGGUGAAUAUAUUCAUCCUUGUAGCAGUUGAUAAGCCCUACUCACCUCCUUCCCCAUCGGUGGUUGUAUGUUAGGGUUUGUUUCAUUUUGAAGAUUAUCCAGGGUAAAUUCAAGCAUAAUCAAUGAAGGGUUGACCGAAAUACAUUGUACGUAGUCGUAUGUAGAUUUUAGACAUCAGUUGCAAAACUCUUAUUCCACUUUCUAAAUCCGUCUAUAUUAGGAAGAUUAAUUGUACAAUUUACUUCUAAUUCUUUUGUCAUGAGUACUUAAGCGUUUCCAUAUGUACUUUCGUGUCCUCUGUCAUAUGUACAAUGUUUUGUACAAUCUUUCUCUUAAAACAUCCAGGAAGGGUAUCCAGUUGUAUUCUGAUUGUCCUAACGGCGUGUUUUGAUAUUAUUGUAUCCCUAACCUCCUCAAGUAUUUAUCAUUCUUUUAUUCCUGAAAACGUAUAGUUUAAAUCUAUCAAGCAAUGGCAACUGCCAUCUUAAGUAAUGUGGCAUGCCUGCAUGUGGCAUUAAACCAAGUUGGGUGGUUUAGUUUUGGUACUCCAGUUUUCUCACAUUUGGCCGCUGUUGUAUAAUUGAGAAAGCCGAGAGUAGCUUAAGCCGCUCAAAUAAAUGCAUGCCCAUUGUAUCAUUUUGUAAUAUGAGUUGGUUAAAUGCCUCUCAUGCCGUUUGCGGCUGGCUCAUUUAACGCUUGCACUGGCAUCAGUUUUGGUUGGUGCGUCACUUUGUGGUACUAUUAUCUGCCCUUUUGGUUGCCGCUGCUUCACUGUGUGCUCUCAUUCCACUCUGAUAUUGUUGCUUCACUCAAUAAUGCUGGUGCUUCCCUCCUGCUACAGCUGCCUGGAAACAUGGUUGUAUCAAUCAUGUUGCUACAGUGUUGCUGCACCAUGAAGCCAUGAAUCGUGCAAUAUUAGACACAAGAAACAUGCAAGUAGGGUGAAUAGAUACAUGUAUAUAUAGCUGAUUUUAUUCAUAUUUGUGAUAUUUUAAUUAUUGAUUUUACGUGUCAUAAUGUUUGUUUUAGUUCUCCAGGUUACUUCGUGAGACGAUCUCGUAUGGUGUACUGUACAUAUUGAUUCUGUAUGUGUUAAAAUUAAUAUCGAAGUAAUAAAGAUUGGCAGUCAUUUCCC
This is a messenger RNA of Liolophura sinensis, 13261 nucleotides long. Its product is annotated as dmX-like protein 2. Lineage: Eukaryota; Metazoa; Mollusca; Polyplacophora; Chitonida; Chitonidae. The record is from RefSeq and is a predicted model, not a curated record. Gene Ontology annotation, cellular component: RAVE complex. Bases 46 to 10125 code for a protein of 3359 amino acids. Gene Ontology annotation, biological process: vacuolar acidification. Gene Ontology annotation, molecular function: protein binding. The transcript is spliced from 46 exons.